Molecule: messenger RNA, 150 nt
Organism: Phytophthora infestans T30-4
Lineage: Eukaryota; Oomycota; Peronosporomycetes; Peronosporales; Peronosporaceae
Exons: 2
Coding region: 1-150 (49 amino acids)
Source: RefSeq, a predicted model, not a curated record
AUGUAUCUGGCGGAUACGCUUUCCACUGAAUGUAUUACCGAAAAGGAGAUCUCUGCCCCUGUCCACCGCGCUGAGAAGCGCCAGAAGUCGACCACCCAGCAGACGAAGCUGGGUUACGACACUUUACUACAAAAGGGAAGACGAAAGUAA